AUGGCUGAUACCAAUGGAACCAAGGCCACCAAUGGCACCACCGCCACUAGUGCUACUAGCACUAUCCCUACUAAGCCCCUCUUCACCGAAAAUGAGAUGAAGCUGCUUGCGUGUGCUUGGCAGUGUAUCGAAGGUGACAUCAAGGUUGACUACGAGAAGCUAGCGAACCUUGCUGGUUACACCAAGGGCUCUGCUGCCACUCUCUUCAAUGGGCUGAGGCGCAGGAUUCGAGACCUUGGAGGUGCCGCCAGUGCUACCACUCCUGGAACUCCGAAGACGAGGAAGCCGAGGGCCAAGAGUACCAAUGAUGACGGCACCCCCAAGUCAUCAUCAGCCAAGAAACGAGGUCGCCCUAAGAAGGUUGAUGCUGCCAACGAUGACCAGGCCAACGGUGAUGACGUUACUGGCGAUACUCCGUCCAAAAAACGCACCAAGGCCACCUCGAAGUCCGCAGCGAUCAUCACCCCAGAUGAUGACGCCGAAUCAGCGAUGAAAGAGUCGACCACGGGUGAGAACAGGGACCUAACUUCGGCGAUUCUCUCCAACUCUCUCAAGGAAGAGCUGGAGAAGUCUGGUGGCACGGGCGAGUUGGGAGCUGACGUUUAG
Molecule: messenger RNA, 606 nt
Organism: Eremomyces bilateralis CBS 781.70
Lineage: Eukaryota; Fungi; Ascomycota; Dothideomycetes; Eremomycetales; Eremomycetaceae
Exons: 2
Coding region: 1-606 (201 amino acids)
Source: RefSeq, a predicted model, not a curated record